This is a messenger RNA of Branchiostoma floridae (Florida lancelet), 2713 nucleotides long. RefSeq lists its product as uncharacterized. The transcript is spliced from 2 exons. The record is from RefSeq and is a predicted model, not a curated record. NCBI's taxonomy places the organism in Eukaryota, Metazoa, Chordata, Leptocardii, Amphioxiformes, Branchiostomatidae. Bases 483 to 1913 code for a protein of 476 amino acids. Gene Ontology annotation, molecular function: protein binding.
AUUCAAGAAAGUUGAUACCUAACACGCAAAAGUACUCACUGAAAUACUUCAAAACUCUCAAUGGAAGUUCACCUGUGUUGGUAAAUGACAUAAUACUAUGAAAGAUCAACUAUCCCAACACUCCUGAGUUUGUGUUAGUUAAAGUUUAUUUCUUUUAUAAUACUUCAAAACUUAUCAAUUGUAUAACAUGUUUCAACUGAGUGAUUUUAACUUUUUUAAGUCCGCGUCUUAUAUGUCGUACUCAUCGUCAUCGGUCGACGUGCUUACACACGACGGGGUUAUAUGUCGUACUACAGUUGAACGAUAGAAUAAUGCAGGAUAAUGUGACUUGACAUUAAAUUAGCUACAGUUCCUGAGUGUCAUCAGCAGUUUUGUUUUCCUCCAACCAGGUUGCCGCUAACAGAGUUUGCGGUGCAGAUGACCAUGGCCUGACGUGUCUGAAUGACGUGCCUACCGGGUUUGAUCAGACCGUGACAGGAAUCAUGCUGAACUGUCUGUUCAACCUCACCACCCUCACCAAACAGCACAUCCCGCCGCUACCCAACCUCAUCACAUUCGGUAUAACCGGCAGCACUAUCCAGGCUAUAGAAGCGGGGACGUUCUCCUCCACACCGUCCAUGAUGUGGGUGACCAUCCGAUGCAGUCGCCUCCUACAUAUCGGUGACCUGACCUUUUAUAGUCUGCCCAGUUUGAAGACAAUCAGUCUCAAGCACAACCUCAUUCAAACCGUGUCUCCAAGAGCUUUCAUCGGCCUAAACAGCUUGGAAAAGAUCGUCUUGGGCAGCAAUCAGCUGACGGCGAUUCCCUUUGAGGCUGUGUGCUUGGCCCGCCGCAGCACAACUGUGGCCCGCCUGCAGGUCAAUCUGGAGGAUAACCAGAUCCGCACGGUGUUGGAAACGGGUUGGGAACAGAUCUCCGGCACAGCUGUCUCCCUCCUUCUCAGAGGCAACCCCUUAGUCUGUGACGGCAGAGUGCGAUGGUUGGUCUGCAACGCCACGACCUUGCAAAGUUUCCGGCGGGGCCGAGGCAACAUCGUCCGUGCUGGCUCUCUCCACUGCACGUCACCGACCGAACUGACCAGCUACGACUUCAAAUCACUCCACACCAACCCAUACUGCUCAUCUGCAGAACUGAUAUCCACCCCCACAAAGACACAUGCGUCCACAUCUCCAAUGGCAGAACCUACUAGGCUCCCAGCAAAGUCAUCCGGCACCACAGCUUCUGCCCUGACGCAGUUGGCGACGAAAACAGCAUCUAGUACCGUGGACAGAACCCGUAGCUUCGCACUGAAGAAGAAUCAUGAUGAUGACAGGCAGGCUUCAAUGGACUAUCUUUACUUACCUCUUGGACUUACUGCCGCCGUAAUAGUCUUGCUAGGAGGGACGGCAGCUGUGGUCAUAAUGUACAAGCGAUGUGUUUCAAGGGGAAGGCAAAAUCCCGUCCACCGAAUGCAAGGUGUCAUCAUUAGUUCUCAGCUAAUCAGCAAUCGGCUGUACCAACGCUCUGGAUCUGCCACAGGGAACGCCAGGGACACCGGAGAGACAGAAGAAACUGACGAGGAUUCGGGGGGACAGAAUUCUGCACAGAAUCUACACGGGGUCAUCAUCAACACAUCUCAACUCAUCUCUAAUCGGCUGUACCAACAUUCCGGAUCUGCCACAGGGAACGCCAGGGACACCGAAGAGACAGAAGAAAUUGAUGAGGAUUCGGGGAGACAGAAUCCUGCCCACAGACUACACGGGAUCACCAUUAACACAUCUCAACUCAUCUCUAAUCGGCUGUACCAGUCCUCCGGAACUGCCAUCAACAACGCUAGUGCAGACACGGGAAGAACAGAAGAAACUGAUCAGAACUCGGACGAUGAUAUGGAACCGUAUUCCAUCACACCUCUAGACCAAAUUGAUGAUCACUAAGCUGACAUAGCAAUGCUGCAACAGCAUUUCAGAAUACCACAGAGAACACAGACACCAGUAUAUAAACACGCAGGCCAACAUCUUCGAUUGAAUACAACUCCACAAAGAACAUAUUUGAUGAUACUUAAUGCAUACAGAAAAUAAACAGUUUGUAUCCACCAACCAAAUAUAUGACAUGUCAUAAAGAACAUUUGAAACGAUAGCUUGAUUUUGAUAGGUGUUGUUUUAUCGUGUAGUCAGACUUUGUCAUUGACAAACUCCUUCACUUUGCUCACUUGGUGGUUUAUUCGGUGGUCACUGGCCAGACGUUAUGUAACCGUAAAGACCCUUGGCCUUAAUUGCUCACUGAUGAAAAAAGAUGGAUAUAAUAAUAAUAUGAAAGGAUAAUUUGUUUUCAAUAAAUGCAAUAUUAAUUGCUCUUGUGAGAUUAAUAUAUUAGUAACUGUAUACCGUCUGGGCUGAUUUUGGAUUUCAUGUGAUAAGGGCAUGAUGUGUUAGGGACAAUAGAUUUCUUACUAUUGCAGUGUAACUAGUAGUUUUUCUGAACAUAUAUGAAAUGUUAUUGGCCCUUUUUAAAUUCUUUUUACAUAUAAUCUAUUUGUUUUUUGUAUUGAGUGAUUUAUUUUAACAUUACAAGUACAAGGUGGCACUGUACUUAAGUUUUAGAAACUUGUAUCAGCUGCGUCUCUAAUCAUAACUCUGUCAUGUCAGAAUGGUGGAGUGCACCGAAACCCCCUCCCCAUACAUAAAAGUGAAAGCAAUUAUAGAUGGACUAUGAAAGUCAUAGAUGCAUUCUACUU